UCUUCCAGUUGGACAUUCGGUUGCGCGCCGUUGUACGAGACGGUCGCACAAUUUUCGGUGCGUUGUUCUUGGAGCCUACGAUUGCGACUGCGACUGCGAUUGCCACUUCGACUACGAUUGCGAUUGCGACUGCGACGCCUGGCCGCCUGGCUGUCUCACACAAUUGUUUGCCAUAUAUAACAUCGUAACCUUUUCUUUUCGAAACGCAUUGAAAACAAACACACACCUCGAAUACGAACCUAAAAACUGCCCAUUUUACAAUUUACAAAACAAGAAUACUAAAUAAAUAUAAUAAUUUAAAUAACCAAAUAGCUGCCAAAUCAAAUAUAUACUCGUAAACAAAUCAAAAAAUAAUAUAAAAAUAUAUAACCAUGGGAUCAACGGGAUCCCAGCGACACACGCUGUCGCUCCUGUGGCGUCUCUUCGCCGUUAUCCUUGUGCUCAAUGCCUGCCACGUAUCGCUGAGUAAUGGAAAGCAAAUCUCAAGUCUAGAUGAGAGCGACAAACUGUUCUUUGAUACCGAGGAUGAAACGCCAUUGUCCGGCAUCGAUAUCGUGCAAUCCGAUGCGCCCCUAAUCGAGGAUACGCCCGCUGAUAGCAGUUGGCUAUCGAAGAGCUACAGUCGUGUGCGUCGCGAGUUGAAUCGUCUGUUUGGCAACAAUGCUGCCACAGCCGAAAAGCAACAGCAUCAACAUCAACAUCAGCAGCGACUGAAGCGCACGAAGAAGGGAUUGGGCAUCAAUAAGAAGCAACGUCUGGCCAAGCGUCAACAGCAAGGUUCGCUGCCCCAAAAGCAUCCCUACGACGAUUACGAGAAUGAAGCCGGCUCCGGCACCGUUGAGGGAGAGACCGCAACCUAUCGUACACGCUUCACUCUUACCGAGCCAUUCCGCGUCGAGUACAACGACAAGGACAGUGAACAGUUCCAGGCAUUGGCCAAGGAUAUUUCAAAUGGUUUGAAUGAGCUCUUCAUUAGCACUCACGGCCACGAGGACGAUGAUGACAAUCUGAUCAGCACGCUGGUGAGCGUCGGGGAAACGAACGACCACUACAAGAUCUAUGUGAUUGUGAAUCUGGAGAUACCGACAAACACACCCGAUUUUGAAAAUAAAUUGCGCGAGCAUCUGCAAAACUAUCAUGUCAUUGGCCAUACGAGUGCACAACUCGACAAAGACUUUUAUUUCCGUCCAAUUGUGGAUAACCAGUGUAGUAAUCCAAAGGAUUUCGAGAUUGAUGAGUUCAUUUGUGAUGCCGGCCCCAUUGAUAGCAUCUCCUGUCUGCGCGUGUGCAACAACAUCGCCGACUGUUCCGAUGGCUCCGAUGAGAACGCCGAGAUGUGUUUGGCUCGGCGUCAACGGGUACAAUUGUAUCCCAAUCCGUAUACAAACCACUCGAGAUGGGCAACAUCGAAUGCGUCGUACUACGACGAGCCAACCGAAGACGAUGGGGAUGUGACCGUAGUUGAUCUCGAUGUCGCCGAUGUUGAUGAUGAUGCCGAUGAUGAGGAACAAUGUCGUUUACCCGGCGAUCUAUUCGAGUGUGUUAGUGGCAGUCCGUUUAACAUUAUUUGCGAGGACAUUUGCAAUGGCCAAAGCGAUUGCGAGGAUGCCUCCGAUGAGGAUGCAGCGCUGUGUGACCGUCGCCAGCGUGCGAACAAACAUUGCGAGCAGGACUACGAUGAUUUCGAGUGCGAGUCGGGCGAAAAGUUGAGCACACCCUGUUACAAUGUGUGCAACGGCGUUGCCGACUGUGACGAUGGCUCCGAUGAGACUGCCGCGCUGUGUCAGUAUCGCCAACCGAAGGUGGGAACAAACGAAACCGAUGACGAUUUGGCUGGAUUGUUGCCGCCGCCCCUGCAAUGUCGCGGCGAUAAUGAAUUUUUCCAGUGUGAGGGAUCCAUAACCCGUAUACCUUGCUAUGAUAUUUGCAAUCGUCGCAGCGACUGCGAAGAUGCCUCCGAUGAGGAUCCGGAAAUGUGUGCACUGCUCUUCACGAAUCGUCGUGAAGUUACGGCGACAAACUUCUACAGCAGCUACGAUCAGUGUCCGACCAAUGAGGGCAGCUUCCAGUGCCACAGUGGCCUCAUCUUUAGUGUGUCCUGCUAUGAUUUGUGCAACGGCCGUAACGAUUGCGUCGAUGGCUCCGAUGAGGUGGAAGCCAUGUGUCAACAACGACAGCGGAAGUUGAAUUCGAUCCCAUCUCGGAAUAAUGCGCGUGAUCCCAACGCCCCUGAAAUAACCGAGACCGUUGAUGAAGAUGGCUCCGGUGAACCCGAACCCGCAUCCAACCCGAAACCGGAACAAUCUGAAUGUCGCGGUGAUGCCACAUACAUUUGCCCACAAAGCGGCACUCGCGUCUGCGAUGAGGCGAAGUGCGAUGGCAGAAGAGACUGUCCCGAUGGGGAAGAUGAGGAGGAUUGCCCCAACGUUUGCAACGAUGGCGAACACCCAUGCGACGAGCAUCGCUGCUUGGUCCCCAGUAUGAUCUGCGAUGGCAUUCAUCAGUGCGAUGAUGGCACCGAUGAGGCCGGCUGUACCAAAGUUGAAGAGAACCCAAGACCCGAGGAGCCUGAACAGCCAAAGAACGAUAACAAUAAUGAAGAUGUUAAUAUUUAUAAUCCACCGCAGCCACAGGAAUGUCAUGAGAAUCAGUUUAGAUGCCACAGUGGAAAGUGCAUUGAGGCCAGACAGCGAUGCGAUCUCGUCAACGAUUGUCCCGAUGGCGAAGAUGAGGGCGACGACUGCCCUGCCGCCUGCAGCAGCAUGGAGUAUCAAUGUCGCGAUGGCUCACACUGCAUCAGCGACAGCCAGCGUUGCGAUGGCCACGCCGAUUGCAACGAAGGCGACGAUGAGGAGAACUGCGACGGAAGUGGCAACGAUGAACUUCAGUGUCUGUAUAAUGAAUUCCGUUGCGGGAACGGUGAGUGCAUACCGAUCCGUCAGUAUUGCGAUAACAUCUACGAUUGUAACGAUUACACAGACGAGCAGGACUGCGUGACGAACGACAUCAACGAUCUCGAUACCGUCGAUGAAGACGGCAUUAUACGAAACUAUGGCGAUCACGGUGGCCGACCUCGUCCACCGCUGAAUACGGGUUACGAUCGCGAUCAAAAUCGCGACACCGACACCGAGGGGCUCGAUGAACAAGAUCUGCGCGACUAUCAAUUGUAUUUGCCAAAGGAACAAUAUGGCAAAUCGACGCCACAGAAUCCGUGUGCAUCGAAUCAGUUCAAGUGUCGCAACAACGUUUGCAUUCCACUGCAUCUGCGUUGCGAUGGCUUUCAUCAUUGCAACGAUAUGAGUGAUGAGGACAAUUGUGACCGCUAUCGUCCGUCGCAGACGACACGAGGACCAAUCGUAACGCGGCCAACGUUGCCGCCGGUGACGCUUGCCCCCGUGUAUAAUCCAUGGACAACGGCGGCGCCAGCUGCGCUUGAACGUCAACCAACAACAACAACAACAAGAACGACAACAGCAAGUCGCAUCACCACUAACCCAAAUCCAACAAUACCAACAAUAACAACAGCAGGAACAGGUGCAGCGACUGGCAAUGCAUGUCUGCAGGGUUAUUUUGCUUGCAAUGGAGAAUGCGUCCAUGAAUCCAUUAGAUGCAAUGGCCGCAACGAUUGCGAAGGUGGCAUCGAUGAGCUCGAUUGUCAGGACAUACACACGCCCUCAACAAGAUUCAGAGACUGUCUGCCAAAUGAAUGGCAAUGCCAGAGCUUUGAAUGCAUCAAUGAAAAAUAUUUGUGUGACGACCACUUCGAUUGUGAGGACCAAUCGGAUGAAUGGCCCGAUAACUGCAAGGGACAGGCCACCACUCGGCAAACUGCAGAAGAUUGCCACAGGGAUCAAUUCUUUUGCGAUAAUUUGUGUUUGAAUCGCUCGAAACAAUGCAAUGGUCACUACGAUUGCAACGAUCGUAGUGAUGAGCGUGAUUGUCCCAUUCAGCCGACACGUUAUCCAUCAUAUUCACCGCUACCGUGUCCACAGCACACUUGCCCCAGUGGCAGAUGCUACUCGGAGGUGGAACGUUGUGAUGGCCAGCGUCAUUGCGAGGAUAACUCCGACGAGGCCAACUGCUGUGCUUCGGAUCAGUUCCGUUGCCGCAAUGGUGACUGCGUGUCUCUGGAUGAUGUCUGCAAUGGCUAUCCCCAGUGUAUCGAUGGCUCCGAUGAGGCUGAUUGUCCACUGCAAUGCCAGGCGAAUCAGUUCCGUUGCCGCAACGGACAGUGCGUGAGCGCCGCGGUGCGUUGCAAUGGUCAAACCGACUGCCAGGAUAGUUCCGAUGAGCUAAAUUGUGGUCAUUCACAUACUGCUGGCGGGAGAACCUCGAGCAUGCCACCGACAAGCAAAACAAUCAAACCGACAACAACAACGACCACAACACCAAUCCCACAACCACCAACAACAACGACAACAAGCUCAAGCCCAACAACCUCAUUGAUGCCGCUGCGCAUCAUUUGCCCGUCGACAACAUUCCGCUGUGAGAAUGGACCGUGCAUUGCGCACGGAUUGCGCUGCAAUGGCGUGGUCGAUUGUCCGUUCGAUACCAGCGAUGAGCUGGACUGCGGUCCCAUCACUAAUGAGAUCGAUACCCAAGAACCACAAUCGACUGGACGUAAUAAUCAAUUGAACCUGAAGACCUAUCCCAAUAGCCAGAUCAUCAAAGAAAGAUAUAUUAGGGAGGGUCGCGAGGUCAUCUUCCGUUGUCGUGAUGAGGGUCCAGCUCGCGCCAAGGUCAGGUGGUCACGUCCCGGCGGUCGUCCUUUGCCCGUUGGCUUCACCGAUAAGAACGGACGUCUGGAAAUUCCCAACAUUCGCGUAGAGGAUUCUGGCACUUAUGUGUGUGAAGCUGUCGGCUAUCCCAACUACGUGCAGGGCCAACAGGUUACCGUUCAUCUGACUGUCGAACGCUUCAACGAUCUCGGACACGAUCGUCCACCGACAGCUUGCAGCGAAUAUCAGGCCACUUGCAUGAACGGCGAGUGUAUUGACAAGUCCAACGUUUGCGAUGGCAUUCCCCACUGUUCCGAUGGCUCCGACGAGCACAGCUGCAGCCAAGGACGUCGUUGUCAACCCAAUCAGUUCCUGUGCAGCAACAAGAAGUGCGUGGAACGCACCUGGCGUUGCGAUGGUGAAAACGAUUGCGGUGACAAUUCCGAUGAGCAAUCGUGUGAUCCCGAACCAAGUGGCGCUCCCUGUCGCUACAAUGAAUUCCAAUGUUCCAGCGGCCAUUGCAUACCCAAGAGCUUCCAGUGUGAUGAUCUCAACGAUUGUCGCGAUGGCAGCGAUGAAAUCGGUUGCAUGGAACCUGUGCCCAUUCGUCCACCGCCUCCAAUGCAAUCCCUGCUCGAGGGUCAACCCUUGGAACUGACCUGCACAGCCACCGGUGUGCCAGUGCCCACAAUUGUGUGGCGUCUGAACUGGGGUCAUGUGCCCGACAAGUGUACAUCGAAGAGCAACAAUGGUCGCGGCGAACUCUAUUGUCCCGAUAUGCGUCACGAGGAUAGCGGUGCGUACUCGUGUGAAAUCAUCAAUACACGUGGCACACACUUUGUCAACCCCGAUACGAUUGUCAAGGUGACACCCGAUCGCAAUCAAUACUGCUCGGCAGGAUUCUUCAAUAUGCUGGCACGCUCCAGUGAGGAGUGCAUCAAAUGCUUCUGCUUCGGUGUCGCCAGCUCUUGUGACAGCGCCAAUCUCUUUAUCUAUGCCAUCCAGCCGCCAAUUCAGGCGAAUCGUGUCGUCAGCGUCGAACUGAGUCCCUACCACGAGAUCGUGAUCAAUGAAUCGCCCGGACACAAUGUGCUCAAUCUGCAUCACGGCGUGCAGUUCCGUGCCUCCGAUGUGCAGUACAACAGUCGCCAAACACCGUACCUGGCAUUGCCCAGCGAUUACAUGGGCAAUCAGCUCAAGUCCUAUGGCGGCUCGCUCAAGUACGAGGUCAGCUAUUUCGGCAAUGGACGUCAAGUGUUUGGACCCGAUGUUAUCAUCACCGGCAAUCGUUUGACCCUCACGCACAGUGUUGGCACACAACCCAAUCUCUCGAAUAAGGUGAAGGUUCCCUUCCUGCCCGGCAACUGGCUGAAGCCCGAUGGUCGCAAGGCGACGCGUGAGGAGAUCAUGAUGAUUCUGGCCAAUGUGGACAAUGUGUUGAUUCGCCUGGGCUACAUCGAUACCGUGGCACGUGAAGUGGAGGUGGUUAACAUUGUGAUGGACUCAGCUGGCACCUCGGAUCAAGGUCUGGGCAGCGCCUCCUUGGUCGAGAAAUGCAACUGUCCUCCCGGCUAUGUGGGUGAUUCGUGCGAGACCUGCGCCCCUGGCUACGUGCGUCAACCCGGUGGCCCCUGGCUGGGACACUGUGUGCCCUUCGUGCCCGAACCCUGCCCCGCCGGCACCUACGGUGACCCACGUCGUGGCAUCGCAUGUCGCGAGUGCCCCUGCCCCCAGAGUGGCAGCAAUAACUUUGCCAGCGGCUGUGAACUUAGUCCCGACGGCGAUGUCAGCUGCAAGUGCCACGAAGGCUACACGGGUCGCCGCUGCGAGGCCUGCGCGGCUGGUUAUCAGGGCAACCCAUUGAUACCCGGCGGCAACUGUCGCAAGAUACCCGAAUCUACGUGCAACGACAAGGGCACCUAUCAUGUGGGCGAAAACAGCUGCACAUGCAAGCCACUGGUAACCGGCGAGCGUUGCGACACCUGCGCACCCAAGAGUUUCCAUCUCAAUUCAUUCACGUUCACCGGUUGCAUUGAGUGCUUCUGCAGCGGCCUGCAGACCGAAUGUGACAGCACCUCGUGGUAUCGCGAUCAGGUGACCAGCAGCUUUGGACGCUCCUCUGUGCCACAUGGCUUCCAGCUGGUGCGUGAUUACACCCAAACCGCACCCGAAACUGUGCCCUUCGUGACCGCACAGACCAGCAUCUCGUUCUAUUCGGAAUCGGACUACGGCUCGGAUACGUUAUAUUGGAGUCUGCCCGCUGCAUUCUUGGGCAACAAACUUACCGCAUAUGGCGGCCGUCUCAGCUACACGGUCAGCUACAGUCCACUGCCUGGUGGUCUGAUGUCCCGCAAUAAUGCACCCGAUGUGGUCAUCAAGAGUGGUGAAGAUCUAACGCUCAUCCAUUAUCGCAAGUCUGCCGUUAACCCCAGCCAAUCCAGCGCGUAUGCUGUGCCCAUCCUUGAGAGUGCCUGGCAUCGCAGCGAUGGUCAGGUUGCCAAUCGCGAGCAUCUGUUGAUGGCCCUCAGUAAAAUCGAUUCCAUCUACAUCAAGGCCACGUACACCACCAGCACCAAGGAGGGCGCUCUCCAGCAGGUCACCCUCGACACUGCCACGUCCACCAAUCUGGGUGCACCCCGCGCCUUUGAAGUGGAGGAAUGCCGUUGCCCUCAGGGCUACAUUGGUCUGUCCUGCGAACGCUGUGCUCCUGGCUACAAGCGCAAUCCCGAAGAGGGUCUCUAUCUCGGUCUUUGCGAACCCUGCGAAUGCAACGGUCACUCGUCGCAGUGCGAUGCUGAGACUGGCGAAUGUCUGAACUGCGCUGACAACACCGAAGGCGAGAACUGCGAACAGUGCGCCGCUGGCUAUGUGGGCGAUGCCACACGGGGCUCAUCUUAUGACUGCCAGCCCGAUAACAACGGACAACAGCCACAGCCACCACCGCCAAGGCCCGACGAUCAGAGGAGAUGCGAAUACUGCAACAGCGAUGGCACCCAAAGCUGUCGCGACGGCUACUGUGAAUGCAAACCGAAUGUGGUUGGCAACCGCUGUGACAAGUGUCGCGAUGGCACCUUUGGACUGUCUCUUUACACCCCGAACGGUUGCAAGGAAUGCUUCUGUUCCGGCCAGUCGACCCAGUGUCAAUCAGCGUCACUCUAUCGCCAACUGAUCGCCGUUGAUUUCAUCAGCAACCAAGCGCUGAUCACCAACGAAGAUGGCCAGGAGAUGACCAGAGACAACCUGACUAAGGAUGUACCCAACAAUAAGUACACAUAUUCGUACCCCUCGUAUGCGACCAAAUACUGGAGUCUGCGCGGCAAUGUACAAGGCAAUCAAUUGAAUGCCUAUGGCGGCGCUCUCAACUACACCCUGAAUGCCGAAUCUUUUGCCCAGUAUCAGCCCGGUAACGAUGUCAUUCUCAUUGGCAACGGUAUUCGUUUGAUUUGGUCACGACCUGCCGAGCUCUCGCAUAGCGAUCAAUACAGCGUUGUGCUCAGCGAGGAGGAGCAAUGGCAGCGUUUGGAUUCGGGUCGCGCGGUGCCUGCCACGCGCAGUGAUGUGAUGAGUGUGCUGACCAACGUGGAGCAUCUGCUCAUUCGUGCCACACCCAAGAUACCCACCACCAGGACGUCCAUUCAAGAUGUUACCCUCGAAGUGUCCGUGGAUCGUGCUCAGCCCGGUGCCGAGCAUGCUGUCGACAUUGAGACAUGUCAGUGUCCUGCCGCCUAUGUUGGCAACUCGUGCGAGAGUUGCGCGCCCUUGCAUUAUCGCGCUGCGAACAAUCAGUGCGUCUCGUGUCCAUGCCACAAGGAUAACACCCAGAGUUGUCAUCUGGGCAACAGCGAUUAUCCCGAAUGUGUGUGCAAGCCACGUUUCACCGGCGAUCGUUGCACGGAAUACGACAAUGGCAGCCCGGAACCAACCCCAACAGACAUACCAAAUAUUCGCACCCAAAUCAUUGUGUCGAUCUCGAAGCCCCAGAUCACGAUUAUGCCAGUGGGUGGAUCUGUCUCCCUUAAGUGCAGCGGUCGCAUGAAGUGGAAUAAUGAUCCUGUUGUCGUCAGCUGGUACAAGCAGAACAGUUUGCUGCCAGUGAACGCCGAAGUUAAUGGCGGUGAACUCUAUAUCCACCAGCUGCAAUUGAGCGAUUCUGGCGUCUAUACCUGCAGAGCAAUCAACAAUCAGACCUCGCAUACCUUCGAGGACAGUGUCUCGAUCACUGUGACACAACAAUCGCAACGUUCCCCCGCUCGCAUCAUCGAUCUGCCAUCCACGGUGACCAUUGACGAGUAUCAAGCAUACGAGAUCACCUGCCAGGUCGAUGGCAAUCCCGCUCCCUCAGUGAAGUGGACACGCGUCGAUGGCCAGGCCGAUGGACACAUUCGCACCGAUGGCGGUCGCUUGAUCUUCGAAUCGCCGCGCAAAUCCGAUGAAGGACAAUACCGUUGCACCGCCGAGAAUCAAUACGAUCGCGAUGAGAAAUACGUGCAGAUCUAUGUGCGUGGCAAUGCCCCAGUGCCACCGCCACCCCGUGAACGUGUCUACAUUCAGCCCGAGGACUACAAUGGCGAAGCCGGUGACACUGUGCGCUUCACCUGUCAAUCGACCAGCGGCGCUUUGUUGCACUACGAGUGGCUGCACGACAGCUAUCCGCUCAAUCCCCAGCAACAGCGCAACAUCAUCAUCAGCGGCGACACGCUAGAGAUCCGUGAUGCCACCGCUCGGGACUCCGGUAUUUACACGUGUGUCGGUAUCGAUCUGCGCAGUCAACGCAACUACACUGAGGAUGCUCGCGUCUACAUUGAGCAGCGUCAGCAGCCGCCCUCUGGCGAUGGCAUUGCACCCGUUAUUGUGCGCUUCCCCGAGGCGAACACGAUCGUUCAGGGCAGCGACUUUAGCAUCACUUGCGAGUCAAGCGGCUCUCCAUACCCGACCAUCAAAUGGACCAAGAUCAAUGAUCAGCUCGCAUCGAAUGUCCAUCAGACCGGCAAUGUGUUGCGCAUCAUCAACGCCAGGAUCGAGAAUCGUGGUUUCUAUCUCUGCAUAGCUGAGAAUGCCCAUGGCCAAGAUCAAGUUCGCGCGAGUAUCGAUAUUGAUCCUCGGGAGUCUCCGAGCGUUGACAUUUCACCGUCGCAACCGACUCUGGUUGGAUCACAGGGAAUGCUCUACUGUACGGGCACUGGAAUUCCCGCGCCCACGGUACAAUGGCGUCGUGUCGAUGGUGCUCCGCUAUCGCCACGUCAUCGCGUCGAGGCCGAGGGCUACGUGCUCUUUGAUGACAUCCAAAUUUCCGAUGCCGGCGAUUACGAGUGCGUCGCCGAGAACUCCGUGGGUCGCGUCAGCUCAGUGACAACACUGCGUGUGGUGGAGCGUCCGGUGGUCACGAUCACCGCGGACAGCUCGUCGGGACAUUACACCGUCGGCGAUGAGGUGGACAUCAUAUGCACGGCUAGCGGCUAUCCGAAUCCCUCGGUGCGCUGGAUUUAUCCCGAUGGCCAUCAGACGCGCGAUACACAGGAAAUCCAGGCGAAUGCCUACCAUGGCAAUCAGGCGUUCUUACACUUCAAUUCGGUGCGUGCUUCCGAUGCCAAUGAUUACAAGUGCGAGGCGACCAAUGAGUUUGGCAGCGAUGAGCAAUCGAUUCGCAUCUUUGUGCAGCAGAAGCGUGGCGAUAUUCCCGAUCCUAUUGGCGAAGUUGAUCAUCCCGAUGAUUAUGACAACAGGCAGCAGCAGCCAAGCGCCGACAAUAUCUACAAUACGAAUAUUGGCGAAAAUGUGACAUUCAGUUGCGAUCUGCGUCCCUAUGGCCAAACCCAUUGGGUGCGUGCCGAUGGUCAGCCAAUGCAGCCCAAUGUUCGCUCCGAGCAAAACACUUUGCAAAUCACAUUUGUGACGCAACUGAAUCUGGGAACUUACCGCUGCAAUGCCGUCGAUCAGCGUGGCUAUAUCGUUGCCCAUUUCGAUCGUGAACUGGUUCUGUUGCCACUGCCACAGAUCACAUUCCAUCCCAGCAUUCCGCUUGAGGUUGAACCCGAUCGCAACGUCGCCAUCUACUGCCAGGUGAUCAAUGCCAGACCCGAGGACGUGCACUGGACCACCGACAACAAUCGGCCAUUGCCCAGCUCUGUCUACAUCGAUGGACAAUAUCUGCGCUUUGAGGCCAUCACGCCAGCCGAUGCUGGCGGCUACAGCUGCACGGCCUCUAACGAGUUCGGCAAUGUGAGCAAGAAUGCCCAGGUUGUGGUGCGACGUCCCAACUAUCAGGCGCAGCCGCAAUCGCAGCUGCAGGAGAGACGCGAGGGCGAAAGCAUUCAGUUGCGUUGCAGUGUCACAACAUCACGCGGUGAGCCACACAGCGAUAACAUUCAGUUCAAUUGGCGUCGCGAGGAUAAUGAACCACUUCCACGCGAUGCGCGUCCCGAUAGCCAAGUGCUGAUCCUGAAUUCGUUGCGCAUCGAGGAUAGCGGUCGCUUCAUCUGCGACUCGUAUGACUUGGAGAACAAUCAGCGUUUGCCACAGACCUCCGUUGAUUUGCGUGUACUAAAAAAAAAGUACACAACAAGUGUGUAUGGCCGCCACGAUUAUCCCUGCAUGGUUUUAUUUAUAUGCGCAGAUUUCAAACUUAAGCAAAUGACGCCAAGCAAAACGCUGGCAACAUCAGCAGUGGCUCCAGCUCGUGGCCCCAGCAUCUCGUAUGUGUGCCAACCGAAUGACUUCAAGUGCGUUUCGCAUCCGCAUACGUGCGUGAGAUCGAGCAUGGUCUGUGAUGGCAUCUACGACUGCACGGAUCACUCGGAUGAGUUCAACUGCACGCGUGAUUUUGGCAGCAAGACAGCAAACAAAGCAUCAGCUGGAGGCGGUGGCGGAGGAGGAAACAAUUUCAAACGCUGGAAGAAGAGUCAACCACAAUUCGCAAACGGAAACGGAAACGGAUAUGGCAAGGGCAACAAAGGAAGCGCAAGCGACAAGCAUAAAAUGUGGAAGCAGGAGCUGCGACGCGACAGGACGAGGAAACGACAAGUUGUGCAACAAGAAAUGCUGAGCCAAAGCUUCGCGGGUCUGGCCACAACUCCAGCCAACUAUCCGCCCCAAUAUCUGCCACCAAGGGAGCCGAUAAUCCCACGUGACUACAGCUUGAAAUUGGAUCAGCAAUCGUCGAAAUUGCAUGUGGGCGAAUCCACCGAAGUGGAGUGCUACUCCUCGGACAACAGCUACACGGAUGUGAUCUGGGAACGUUCCGAUGGUGCACCACUCUCAGACAAUAUUCGGCAAGUGGGCAAUCGUCUGGUCAUCGCUCAGGUGACUGCUGCCGAUGCUGGCAACUAUGUGUGCAAGUGCCGCACGGAUAAGGGCGAUCUCUAUACCACCAGCUAUGAGCUGGCUAUUGAGGAGCAGCCCCACGAGUUUCGACGCCCCAAGAUCGUUCAUGCCCAGGUCGGUGAGAAUGCGCAGCUCAAUUGCGGUGCCGAUGACAGUCGCCAGCCGAGCUAUCGCUGGUCCCGUCAAUAUGGACAACUGCAGCACGGACGCGAUAUUCUCAAUAACCAACUUGAUUUGACCGAUGUGCAGGCCAAUGAUGCUGGCACCUACAUCUGCACUGCUGUCUAUGCGGAUGGUGAGUCCGUGGACUAUCCAAGCAUUCUGGUGGCCACCGGCGCCAUACCGCACUUCCAUCAGACACCGCUCAGCUACAUGAGUUUCCCCUAUUUGCCGAACUCAUCGUUCAAGUUCAACUUUGAGAUCACCUUCCGACCGGAGACUGGCAACGGUCUGCUGCUGUUCAAUGGACGCACUCGCGGCUCCGGCGGCUACAUUGCCUUGUCCCUCAAGGAUCGCAAUGUGGAAUUCCAUUUCAAUUUCGGUGGCAAGCCUUUGAUGGUCCGUGCCGAACAACCGCUCGAACUGAAUGAAUGGCAUACGGUGCGUGUGCAUAGAUCACGUCGCGAUGGCUACAUUCAGCUGGACGAACAGCAUCCAGUGGCAUUCCCCACGCUGACAGAGACACCGCCCUUGGAACUGAUUGAGGAUCUGUAUAUUGGCGCAGUGCCCAGCUGGGAUCUGUUGCCGGCCGAUGCGGUGUCCGAGCAGAGCGGCUUCGUUGGUUGCAUCAGUCGCCUGGCACUCCAGGGUCGCACCGUCGAGCUGAUGAAGGAGGCCAAGAUCAAGGAGGGCAUCACCAGCUGCAAGCCGUGUGCCAACGCACCCUGCGCCAAUGGCGGCAUCUGUCUCGAAAGCCAAACGGAACUCGCCUACACCUGUGUCUGCCAACAGGGCUGGACGGGACGUAAUUGUGCCAUCGCUGGCACUCAGUGCACUCCCGGAAUUUGUGGAGCCGGACGUUGUGAGAACACCGAACUGGACAUGGAAUGCCUUUGCCCCCUGAAUCGCACCGGAGAUCGUUGCCAGUACAUCGAACACCUGAACGAGCAUAGCUUGAACUUCAAGCGCAACAGCUACGCGGCUUUCAGCACACCUCGUGUGUCACGCAUCAACGUCACCCUGUCGCUGCGUCCCUCGAGCCUCCAAGAUGCCGUGCUGCUCUACACAGCCGAAUCGAAGCUGCCCAGCGGCGACUACGUGGCGCUUGUGCUGCGCGACGGUCACGUCGAGCUGCUGAUCAAUACGGCGGCCCGCCUCAAGCCGGUGGUGGUGCGAUCACUGGAUCCACUGCCGCUGCACCGCUGGACACGUGUUGAGCUGCUGCGUCGCCAGGGCGAGAGCAUACUCAAGGUGGGCAAUGCAGCGCCACAGCAUGCGAAGGCAGCGGGCGCUCCACGGACGCUGUCGCUGAAGACGCCACUUUAUGUGGGCGGCUAUGAUCGGGCGACGGUGAAGAUCAAUCGCGAUGUGAAUAUCACAACUGGCUUCGAUGGUUGCAUCUCGCGACUGUAUGACUCGAAGAUGCCAGUGAAUCUGUUGGUGGAUGUUGUCGAUGCGGCCAAUGUGCAGAAUUGCGGUGAACUCAAUGAGAUUGACGGCAACGACAUCGAUGGUGAUCAGCUCUCGCCGGUGGGACAAGAUCAGCAGACGGGCCACGGUUCCGAUGAGGAACAUCAGCCCUACGAGAGUGCUCCGUGUGCCAACGAGCCUUGCGAGAAUGGCGGCACCUGCUCCGAGGAGGGCAAACAGGCUGUCUGCACCUGCAAUCUCGGCUACAGUGGCAAGCACUGCGAAGAUCAUAUUCAAAUCGGCUUCAAUGCCUCGUUCCGUGGCAACGGAUAUCUGGAAUUGGAUCGCAAACAGUUCAGCGAAGAGGUGGAUCAAGAGUUCACCUCCGCCGUGGUCGUCUUCUCCACCAACAAACCCAACGGUCUGCUCUUAUGGUGGGGACAGGAGGCUGGCGAAGAGUUCACCGGCCAGGACUUUAUCGCACUGGCCGUUGUCGAUGGCUAUGUGGAGUAUGCCCUUCGCCUCGACGGCGAGGAGGCUGUGAUUCGCAACAGUGAUACGCCAGUGAACGAUGGCAAUCGUCACAUUGUCAUCGUGAAGCGAUCGGCGAGCACAGCCUAUCUGGAGGUCGAUCGCAUCUCCGAUUCGGGCGAGACGCGACCCACCGGUAAAGACACUAUGCACCUGCCAGGCAAUGUGUUUGUCGGUGGCAUACCGGAUAUAUCGCAAUUUACGGGCAAUCGCUAUAGCCGCAACUUUAGCGGUUGCAUUGUCUUUGUCGAGGGCGACACUGCUGGCCAGAUCAAUCUGGGCAAAUCCUCCAUCCGUGGCAUCAACGUGGACACCUGUCCUGUUAAUGAUGAAGCCCAUGGCGGUACUGAACCUCCAGUCGUUUAAUAUUUAAAGCAACCCCAAGAAUCCCACAACAGAAGUUAGCCUUUUAUCAUUUUUUUUUUUUAUUAAAUAAAUCAACCAACUUUUUGUUAUAUGUAAUUUGCAUAUAUGAAACAAAGGGUAAAUUUAUACACUGCGCUAAUUGUUGUAUCGUAGAAAUGACUAAGCAAUGAGAGAUCCAUGGAUUAAUCAUUAAUCCAAUCCAACCAACAACACCACGAACGAUACGAUGCAAUUGCUUCUUUUAUAUUUAAUCUUAAAUGAAUGGGAAAAGAAAAACAAAAUAAUUAUUAUAAUAAUGAUAAAACAAAAAAAAAAAAAAAAAAACAAAACCAAACAACUAACUUUUAAUGUAUACAACGGCCAUAAGAA
Molecule: messenger RNA, 14873 nt
Organism: Drosophila sulfurigaster albostrigata
Lineage: Eukaryota; Metazoa; Arthropoda; Insecta; Diptera; Drosophilidae
Gene: trol
Product: basement membrane-specific heparan sulfate proteoglycan core protein
Exons: 42
Coding region: 372-14504 (4710 amino acids)
Biological process (GO): axon guidance; cell adhesion
Cellular component (GO): plasma membrane
Molecular function (GO): protein binding
Source: RefSeq, a predicted model, not a curated record